This is a messenger RNA of Linum tenue, 459 nucleotides long. The record is from the annotation of a GenBank genome assembly. NCBI's taxonomy places the organism in Eukaryota, Viridiplantae, Streptophyta, Magnoliopsida, Malpighiales, Linaceae.
GCUCCUUAUCGCAGCUAAGACAUUGACGAUGGACUUGAAUCGUGUAGAUGAAGUUUCUGUUGGUUCUGUAGAUGCUCAAGAACUCCUGCAAAUUGCAACAUCUUCUGACAAUGCAACAGAAGUUCGAUAUCAGCUGGAAACCUCUAUUUCCACCAACAGUGGCAACAAUGAACAAGAAGAAGAUGGAACCACCAGUACAUCACCCUCACAAAGCGCUGCUGCUUCAGCUACAAAUGACAAAUAUGCCAAUGUGAAGGGAUUCAAGGCUCGAAAAGACCCAUGAAAAUCAAAGAAGAGGCCAAGAGGUGGACUUGAGGUAGCGCUGGAGAGGGCUAGAAAGCAAAGAAUUGAUGAACAGGCCGCCAACAAGCGUUACAAAAGCAACAAUGAGUGAUUAGUCUCCUUGUUGUUAUCCGUGUUUUUUUUAUCUGUCAUAAACUUUUAGAUUUCAAUGACAAC